AUGGCGUUUUGGAACACAACGCUGUCGAGCAAACCUGCCUUAGAGCAAUCAUCAUUGAAUCAAUCAUCCCCAGAAUCCACCAAAUUAAGAUUAGAAAUUCAAAGUCAAAUCAGUCAAGAAUUAGCAGCUGCGAAUGCUUCAGAAUUAGUGAAAACUAUCACUGAAAAUUGUUUUGAAAAAUGUAUCAUUGGUGUACCUAAAAAUUCAUUGGAUGCUCAAGAUGACAUAUGUAUAAAUCAAUGUAGAGAAAAGUAUAUGAGGUCAUGGAAUGUUAUUUCUAGAGCAUAUAUUACAAGAAUUCAAGAACAGCUGGGUCAAAUAUAG
Lodderomyces pseudojiufengensis is the source of this 324-nucleotide messenger RNA. It is a transcript of the gene TIM13, whose product is annotated as protein translocase subunit. The transcript has a single exon. NCBI's taxonomy places the organism in Eukaryota, Fungi, Ascomycota, Pichiomycetes, Serinales, Debaryomycetaceae. The coding region runs from base 1 to 324 and encodes 107 amino acids. The record is from RefSeq and is a predicted model, not a curated record.